CAAAGUAGGUCGAUGUUUUCGGUGGCCGUUAAUUUUUUUAUUUGUUCGAGUUAAUGCAAAACAGCAAAUAAUUGCACGAGGAAGCGUAAUAUUAAAUACUAAGGAUUAUUAUUAAAGCAAACAAAAACAAAGAUUAUGGAUUUAUCUAUGUAUGGCGAAAAUUUGAAUUUCAGCAGUUCUGAUGAAAUAAGCUCUGAUGAAGAAAGCGGAAAUAUAAAAGAAGUCUAUGAACAAAGUUUGAGUAUCAUUGAAAAUAAUUGUUUACCUACACGUGAUAUUGUUUAUGAAGGAAAAAAAAAAUUAAUUUAUCAUUGUAAUUCGCAUGAAGAAGCAUUAAACUGUGUGAAAAAAUAUGAGUUAGCAACUACAACAAGAUUUGUUGUCUAUAGUGUAACCAAGGACUUUGGAAUAACAGAAAUGAUUGCAAAAAAUCAUAAUGUUCUAUGGGAAGAUUAUGCCAUUCAGUAUUCAGGCAUACCUCAUAUGGUUGUUGGUCACAAAAUUUUAGAUUGUCAUCAUGGUUUUGAUAGGAAUAUUUCAGCGAAAAAUAGUUAUAAAAAAAAUAAAAAAAAUGCUAAGAUGGAUGAUCACAGCUUUCAGAAAAAUUAUGUGAUUCUGCAAGAUACAAAAAAGUUUAUGUGUCCUGCAAAGAUAGUUAUGAGAGAAAUAUUACAAUUUCCUGAUUUCAAGAUACCUAAGCAUUCAGCUUGGCACAAAAAAAAAGCAUCAAAAUUAUUGAAAGAAAAAUUAAAAUUGUUAUGUUUAAAUGAAGUACCUUAUAUUCGGAAAGUUGUUGUAGCUAUUGAUGAUUUAUCAUGUCAUGAUAAACACCCUAUUGGAAAGGUAGAACUAAUUUCUCAAAUAAUCGAUCCUCAUAUUUCAAAAAAGAUUGAAGAAUAUGUUAUAGAAGGAAUAUACAAUAUAAGGGAAAUGAAGCACCUUCUUCGUUUGACAGUAAAAGAUACUUUUGGAAAUGAAAAUCUUCCUCCUUCGAAUAGCAGAAGAUUCUAUCCCAACACUGCAACCAUAAGAUCACAUAUAGUAAAAAUUAAAAAAAAGUUACGGCAUUCCAUGAUUGACCAAGAAUGUCUUUUGAUAAAAUGUGAAGAAUGGAAAAAAUGUGGUCCGUCUGUCAAAGUGUUUCUUAGACCAAACUGUAGUGGCGAAGAUGGUGGUGAUAAAUGUUCAUUUUUAUUUGUUUAUCAGUCACAGUGGCAACAACACCUUCUCAUGCGCUAUGGAACUGAGAUACUGCUACUUGAUGCCACAUACAGGACUACCAGAUAUUCUCUUCCUCUCUUCUUUUUAACUGUAAAAACUAAUUUUGACUACCAAAUAGUAGCCAGUUUUGUUAUUGAAUGUGAAACAAAACAAGCCAUCACAGAAGCGCUUCACAUAAUAAAAGAUUGGAACCCAUCCUUUCAACCUUCCUUUUGCAUGACUGAUUAUUGUACUGAAGAAAUGGAUUCAUUAGAAGCUGUUUUUCCAGGUUGCCGUGUUCUUAUAUGUGAUUUCCAUAGAGAGCAGGCAUGGCAUCGCUGGAUUGUCAAAAAAACAAACAACUGCUCAGAAUUUAAAGACUCAAUAAUUUCAAUGCUGCGAAAUAUUGCAUGGGCACAAAAUGAAAAGAUGGCAGAUGAAGCAAUAGUUAAGCUAAAAUGUUCUAAUUUUUGGUUGGACAACAAAUUUCAAAAAUUUAAGAAAUAUAUUACUAAUUAUUGGUUACAAAUUAAAGAAAAAUGGAUAUGGGGGUAUCGUCAGGAUAGAUUUUUAGUAAACCUUAAUACCAACAAUGGAAUUGAAAGGCAACACGAAUCUUUUAAAUAUUCGUAUCUUCAAAGACAUAAAAAUUCAUCAAUUACUGGAAUGCUUACUCUUUUAAUAGAAGAGUUUUUUGCAGAUAAAUUUGAGAAAUAUUCAGAAUCUAAUUACAAAAUGGAUUGUCGAUUUAAACAAUACAAUUCUAAUGUACCUGAAUACUUGAUAAAUAGGCCACACCAUUUUAUUAAACAUUGUUUAGCGAAGCAAAAUUUGGCUAACAACACUGAUCUAAAUAAAGUGCAAAUGAAAGAUCCUGGAGUAUUUGUAGCCUCAGGUGUGGAUACUGUUGAGAAACAGUCUGUCGGAUACUGUUGCAAAAUGGUUUUAAUUUAG
Molecule: messenger RNA, 2154 nt
Organism: Hydra vulgaris (swiftwater hydra)
Lineage: Eukaryota; Metazoa; Cnidaria; Hydrozoa; Anthoathecata; Hydridae
Source: RefSeq, a predicted model, not a curated record